AUGACGUACUUCCAAAAAAUAAAAAGGAAGUUUUCGUUGCAGGGUGACCUAGCUUUGGUGAAAUGUCUCCUUGACGUGGGCGCUGACCCCAGUCUUGGAGGCAAACAUCAACUUCCUCCUCUUCAUCUAGCUGCAAUGAUUGGAAGUCCUACUAUAGUGCAGGCCCUAGUCGAUAAAGGAGCUUCCCUGGCAGCAAAUGACUUCGUGCUGUUCACUGCUUUGCAUUGCGCUACUUAUUUCGCUAAUGAACAGGUGGUACGCUGUUUGCUGAGCUGUGGGGCUGAUGGAAAUGUUUGUGGGGGUGUCAAGGAUCGUCCCUUACAUUUGGCAGCCAGCAGAGGUCUUUCCGCUAUCACCUCCCUCCUUUUGGAAGCAGGGGCUGACCCACAGCUGGCUGAUGACGAAGGGAACCUUCCGCUGCAUUUUGCUGCAAAAACAGGACACAUGGCUGUACUCAAUAUACUCCUACGUAGCAGUUCCAAUGUCGUUGAG
Messenger RNA from Cylicostephanus goldi, 492 nucleotides. Lineage: Eukaryota; Metazoa; Nematoda; Chromadorea; Rhabditida; Strongylidae. The record is from the annotation of a GenBank genome assembly.